ACUAAGUUCUGAGAACAAGACGAAUAUUUAUAUAAAAAAAAAUAUUUCGUAAUGGGUUUUUUACAUGCAUCAUGCGUUAUUUUAUUAAUUUAUAUGUCUGUUACAAAUCCCAAAAAACCUGACAAGAUAGAUUCACAAUCAUCAUUAAAUCCUGUAGAAGUUUUAAAUCUAAUAAUAGAAGAACAGCUGAGAAUGUGUAUGACAACAAUGAAAUCACGUAAAGAAACUAAAUUUGAUAGACAUGUGUUAGAUACUGAAGAAAUGGACAUAACUACAACAAAAGACUGUCAGAAGGAAGACACUUUGAAAGCGCGUAAAAUUUGGAGCCGUUGGAGUAAAUGGAGUGAUUGCUCAGUUACGUGUGGAGACGGGACCAUAUCUCGAAAUCGAGUCUGCGUGGCCGGGCGCUGCGCCCCUGGAGAACACGAAGAGCAACGCCGCACGUGUACUCGAGCCCCUUGCGCCUUACGGGAGAAUAAUACUGUCGAUUUUCACGAUUUCGAACAUCUAAAAAUGGAAAUUAUGAAAGUUGCAAUAUUUGCUAUAAUCACAGAUGUGUAUUAUUUUUGUAUUGCUGAAAGUGAUUCGACAAAGGAAUCGGUAAAUUCUGAGACUAGUGGUCAAUCUUUUCCUGACUAUGAGAAAACCUUCCCGGUAAAUGGAUCAGGACCAGAGACUGAUACAAAUGUUUCAAAUACUUUAUGGAAGUACCAACCACUUUCUCAAGAACAACAGCGAGUCCACAAUUUUAGUGCAAAUUCUGUAAAAAUACCACCGCGCUUAACACGCCUAGCGAAAGCACUCUCUAUUGAUUUCAGUCCAUUUUUUCAUAAGGGUUAUUUUGAGCCAUUCGAAACUAGAACGAAACCGGUAACAUUGGUGGCGUUGAGGAAAAAUGGCUUCGUCUCACGAAAGAGCGUUAAGGUAAUCAACAGUAAAUCAUCAGAAGCUGCUGAACUCCAGUCUCCUUACAAUGACGUAAGUGCUUUUUGGUUUGAUAAACCCGGACAUUCUUAAACUUCGAAAAAUACUGCUCGCAUAUUUCCUUUUUUUAUUAAAUAUAUUGUCUGCUUACUUGUAAAAACAAAUAAAUG
This is a messenger RNA of Achroia grisella, 1094 nucleotides long. RefSeq lists its product as uncharacterized. The transcript is spliced from 7 exons. The record is from RefSeq and is a predicted model, not a curated record. NCBI's taxonomy places the organism in Eukaryota, Metazoa, Arthropoda, Insecta, Lepidoptera, Pyralidae. The coding region runs from base 52 to 1017 and encodes 321 amino acids.